CAGUCGCAUACAGUGGCGAGGCGCUGUACGCAACAGUCCACACACACACACACGGUAGUUCAUUCGGCUAGCGCGCGCGAAGUUUGUUCUGUCCCUAUCCCUUGUGCUUUUAUUUCGGUUCUAUUCUGUCGCCGCUACAGCAAAUCUAAAAUUAGUAAUAGAGUAGAGUGGUUUUAGUUCGUGUGCAGGAAACACCACGUGUCGGCGAUUUUUUAUGUCCACACCGGCUUACAUAUGCGAGAUCGUAAGAGCACCUUCACCAAGGAAUACAUAAACAACAUUUUCAACCCCUUGACUAGACCCACCAGACCGACGUCGAGGCCUGAUAUCCACAACUCCGCGCGUGUUGCCGAGGAGCCGCGCGUUACUCUGUCAGAUCCCUCUGAAGAACAAACUCCCAAGAUGUUAAUGCCAGGUACAGGAAUAACAGCCUCCACGGAGACUGAUGGCCUGGUCGGGGGCCUAGGAGGCCUAGGGGUGCUAGGAGCCACUGGCACCCUUAACGGCAACGGUGUUCAAAACAAAGACACGACGUGGACCAAACUUUUCGUUGGAGGACUACCCUACCACACUAGCGAUAAAUCACUUAGAGAUCAUUUUGCUGUUUACGGGGAAAUUGAAGAGGCUGUGGUUAUUACUGAUAGACAAACUGGAAAAAGUAGAGGAUAUGGAUUUGUGAUAAUGGGCGACAGGGCUUCAGCAGAAAGGGCAUGUAAAGAACCUAACCCCAUCAUAGACGGAAGAAAAGCAAAUGUAAAUUUAGCAAUAUUAGGAGCCAAACCAAGGGGAAAUGUGCCAGCUGAUUUUACCAAUCUUGUUGCAGGUUUUCCAUUCUCAAGCGUACGCGCAGGGGCGUACCAGACCCUCCUCCCCAGCCAGUACGGAGUUCCACCAGGCUACGUCUACCCAUCACCCUAUCUGGCAGCUACCGCACCCGGCAGUUUAGUUCCUCUACAGGCUACGCAACUGACGCAUGCUGCAGCCGUGGCAGCAGCGGCUACCUCGCAGUUCUACGAGUACCAGAAUGCUGCAGCAGUAGCAGCAGCUGCGGCUGCCCCCUACACCGGCCAGUACACAAACGGAUUUGAUGCUUAUACUCCUUACACUGGAGCAGCAGGUGCUGCCAGCUAUAUGCCUUACACGUACGCUGCUCUGCCUCAGACGCCUGGACUGCCCACAGCAACGGCCGGGGCUUUUCCAGGAAUCCCGUACCAGACUGCAGCUCAAGCUCAGUCCCUGCAGGAAGCUAGACUACAGUAAUGAAGGUGUUGCAUCCAAUAAUGCCGCAGUUACUAUAAUAGCAACUUUAGUUACUUAAUAUAUUCAGUGAGAAAAAAAUUACUUAAUGAGGAUUGAUAUCAAAAUUCAAAAUUUUAAAAACCACUUUGCAUCAUUAACCUAGAUUGACGUUAUAAAAAUUCUUUAUUCUUAUGUUUUAUAAGAAGAAAAUUUUAUUUUUUGAUAUUUAUGUAGAUCUGUUAAAGACUGUACCAAGACUCAUGACAAUGGGUAUGUGGUGCAAUUAUUUAAACCUAAUUUAUUUUGUAGAAAAGUAAUUCCAGAUUUUAGUUAUGAGUUAUAACCAAGCAGAAUCACACAACGGUUAUUUAAAGGUACUAGACUAAAAUGUAUCAUUAUUCACGGUAGUAUAGAAAAAAAUUUUAAUCCCACAUAAAAACCACCCGCAACAUUUUUCCAGAAUAUCAAAAGUCGGUGAUUCAGUAAUCAUCUCUGAUCAAAAUCAAAAUCGUAUCUUGGCAGUUUCUCGAAAAAACUGUGAUUUUAUAUAAUUCGUACAUAUUUAUGUAUAAUUUCACCUUUGACCUUUUAAUACCUACAAUAAACACACUGCAAUAACAAUAUAAUCAAUAAUAAUAAUUACUUUCAUUUCAAUAAAUUUCAUUGUUAAAAGAAACAAUUUUAAAAUUUUUAAUUAUUUUAAUUAUAAUAAAUAUUAAAAAUAAAUAUUUUAAAUGUUUUUUUAUAAAAAAAAUUAAUGAAAAAUCCUUUAUAAAAAACCCUGAAAGGGCCACAUCUAUCACAGAACAUUUACGAUCUAAGUAGAUCAUCAUCAGUGCUGUUACCUAAAAUAUUAUGGGUGGGUUUCAUGUGGGAUUAACAUUUUUUCUAUACUACCGUGUAUUUAUGGUUGUCCAUUUCUGUAGUGAAGAGAUCUGUAGUGUUAUUCUACUUGAUUAUAAUGUUUUAAAAUAUGUAACAAUGCUCAAAAAUAACUGACUUUCAAAAUUGCUACUCUUUUGCAGAAUAGUUGAUGUUGGAACUGCAAAAAAAGUGCAAUAAUGAAUUUAAAAUUUAAGUAGACUUAUUUCUUUUAGUCUUGAAAAUACAGGGUGACACAUGACUCAUGAUUCAUAUAUUUAGUGCUUUCAAAUUAUAAAUAAUCGGGUAGUCAAAUUUAUACAGAAUACACAAACAUGAGGCCCACAAUAGCAAAAGAUUAAUCCAUUAGGAAUGCUAUUAUGACUUAAAUCUGUACUUAAAAGAUAAAGAUAGUACUUGUUUUGACAAGACCAUCUCUAAUUAUUUUUAAAGCUAUUAACUUCAAACUGAUUCUGGAAUGUAAAAGUGCCCUUAGUGCUGGUGCGUUGAAUAAUAAGGUCAAAUUCAUAUUAUGGGUAUUAGGAAAUACAGAGGAAUGAGCCAGUCGAUGUCCUUAGUUCAUCUACUCUUUCUCUGGCACUCAACCCUCCAGUCUCAAGGAGCUGUUAUAACGAAACUUACAGGGCUCUUGGACUAGUGGUGGAAGGAUAAUACUGCAGCAGUGCAUUUCAAACUUAAUUGCUUAUACUUUACCGUAGAACAUGCUUUUUGGUACUCACUGUGCACACUGACUACUGUAGAUUUAGACAGAAUCUACAUCUACUCAGACUGAUAGAUAACCCAUAUAUAGAUAGAUAUACCAUCUCUAAUUAUUUUAAAGCUAUGCAAUCCUAAAGCAGUUAGCUUCAAACUGAUUCUGGAAUGCAAACGUGCCUUUAGUGCUGGUGCGUUGAAUAACAAGGUCAAAUUUAUAUGGGUAUGAGAAAAUACAGAGGAAUGAGCAGGUCGAUGUCCUUAGUUCAUCUAUUCUCAACCCUUAAGUCUCAAGAAGCUGUUCUAACGAAGGUUCCAGGACUCUUGGACUAGUGGUGAAAGGAUAAUACUGCAGCCGUACAUGCCCAGAACUUUGCCAACUUAACUCCUCAUUUUUAAUCAUAGAAGAUGCUUUUUGUAGUCAGUAUGCUUCACUGGCUACUGUAGAUUUACACAGAAACUACAUCUACACAGGCUAGCAGUUAACCCAAGAUUCCGUCUACAUGACCACCAGGAGGUCUCCUGUCAUGUUCUUUGUAGAUGCCCAAUAAUGGCAUACUAAAUGAUACAAGACCUUGAUUUAGCAUUCAGCUAUCCAAGCCAAGUAAAGGAGAUACCAUUAAGAAGGCUUGUGGCGUCCUGUGACGCUACGAGUCUAUUAAAAUGGACCUAGACACCUUGGAUAAUGUGAAUUGGCUCAGACUCUAGGCCUGAUCCUAGUAAACAAUAGGUCUUGCGAAAAUAAAUUUUCUUCUCUCAAAAGAAAAACUUCCUUGUUUUACUAUGUUGAGUUUUUGGUGAUGAAAUUGGACGACCACCAUUUUUUUAUGAAUCAUUGUCACUUAUAACAUUCUGAAGAUUUCAACGUUUACGGGAAGGUUGGAUAGAUAUUUUACGUUUUACAUACUCCACAACAGUACUAGAUGCAAUUUUGAUGUUGACCUACUAGAUCAUUGAAGAUAUAAAUCCAAGAUUUUCUAUAUUUCUAUCAAUUUAAUCGGUUAUUCUUGUCUUAUUAAUGGUACUUUUUGUCAAUCUUGUUACAUAUUCAGCCUUACAAAAUUCCCCUGUUUACCAUAACCAUAACAACCAUAACAAGCUUCUGCAUUAUUACCAUGUAAAUGUAUUUGUGAGCAACGGUGUAACCAGCAUAAUCCUAAGGGGUGGGGGUUACAACUACUGGACGAUCUCUGGCGGGUAAGGAAUUGAGUGGGGUGUUAAGCGUAUAGAGCUCAAAUUACAUCCCAAUGCGAGGGGUUAUAACUCCCAAAACUCCUCUGGUUACGCUGCUGUUUGUGAGUGGGUUCAUGUUGCUGUGAUUCAGAAAACUAUUUAAAAAAAAAUUGAUUUUUAAUGCUGUUAUUUCAAGUUUAUGGUCAGUAUUUUUUGUAGAGACAAUAGAAUCGAGUCAGUGGUCCUCAGUAUAUAGGUUCUAGUCGUAUUAAAGUAGUCCGUAAAAAAUUAUAUUUAUAUUAGAUAUGUAAACAAUACAAAAAAUACGAUUCUUCUGUGCUGCUAAAGUAGGACAGAUGUUAUUUUUUGUAGAGAUUGACAAUAUCCUUCAAACGGACAAUCUUUCUAUAUUUAUGUAUGCAAUCAUCAUGAAUAAAUGUAACAUACAAGAUAUAUUCAGUGCGAUUCAAAGACAUUUUAAGAAAUAUUUGCUUACCUAUAUUCAGCCUAGAUUCAAUAGAGUGUUCGUACCAAUCAACAGGUAGAGAGCGCUAUUUUUCGGCGGAAAACAAAUAAAGGGAUAAGAAUUUGAGUUUACAGCGUUCUCUUAUAGCGAUAGAAACGUAUAAAUUUACAUUAUAUCGAUUGUUUCCCACCUUUAGACGUAUCAGAGGAGUAUGUCAACUAAAAUUGUCACUGUGACAGUGUUAGUUGACAAACUCGUCCGAUAGGUACGUCUAGAGGUGGGAAACAAUCAAUAUAAUGUAAAUUUAUAUGUUUCUAUCGCUAAAUUUCCCUACUCUACUAGUUUGAUUUCUAUUUAUCUCACAACUUAAUAUGUUUUCUAUCCUUUGCGCUAUUUUGUUUUAUAUUACAAAAACGAUAUCUUAUCUAAUUAUGAUUUAAAAAUAUAAUCGUAUAAAUAAAAAAUGAUUAUUUUCCGGAGAUUAUCUUACUUUAAACUAAAAAAACCACUCUCACAAAAUUUCAUGUAAAUAUCACGGGAAACAAGUGAAAUUACAAACUUUGUUUACAUUUUUUUGCCCCCUUAUUUGUUUACAUUUUUCCGAAUUCUAUAUCUGGUUUAUUAUUACUACAAAUCACCACCUUAACAAUGAUUUAGUCAAAUAAAGUAGUUGUUUCCUGAUUAGAAAAAUUUUAAAAAACCUAUCAAGUCAUGAUCAACUAUAAGUUUUUGGCUAAUGUUGACAAAAUAAAAUCUUUUCAAAUUCAAACCAAUUUUUAAGUCCUAUGUAGUUUGUGACUAUGUCUAUGUGAAAAGUAUGUUACAUUUAUGAGAAGUUGCGAUAGAUUAGAUAUUACUUGAAGCAUUAUUUUGUAAAAUAAAUACUGUAUACUAUAAUUAGGUUCAUAACAUUGUGACGUAUAUACUAUUUUCAUGAUAAAGCAAAAUAUGAAAAACAGAUAUGAUAAUAAUAUUAUAUUGCAUUCGUCAAUGCAAGGAAUCUCAAUAUAAAAAACAAAAAUACAACAUAAAUUGAACUAGGACAAAAUAGCCAGUCUCUAAAACAUUACUACUACAAUUGUGCCAAUAAAUUCUUAUCAUCAGUAGCAUCAAACAGCUAAAGAGUCAUAAUAUGCAGCUUUGAAAUUCACAUAUUUGUGAUCGGUUCACUGUAAACAUUUAGUCAGUCAAAAAUAAUGUAUUUUCAAUUAUAAUUGCGGGUUGAUCCUAUUAAUUAAAGUAAAUAUUAUAUCUAGAAUAGAUAGAUAAAGUUAUUCAAUUGGUGCUAUUUAACAUUACAUUUGCUUCACAUGUAUAAACAAAGAAAGAGCCAGAUCGACAAGGUAUUCCUGCAUGUCAAAAGACUGAUCCAAGUGACAUCCUAGAUCAUCUGUCCUAUAUAACCUUUUAUCAUAACUAUUGCUAAACCUCAAAUUAAUCUUUAUACUUCAAUUUUAUAUAUUUUUGGACUAGUAGCCCACGAUUUAGGAAUACGUGAAUACGUGACAAAGACCAAAGAUAAUUAUUUCUUAAAAAUAGAUUUACGUACUACCCAAAGUCUUUAACUAAUUAAAAAUUCAUGAAAAUAGUAUAUACAAAUAUAUAUGUGUAUCUAAGGAGACAAAUAUGUUAGUAGAGUAAACAAUUCCUGAUAAAAUCCUGAAUUUGAACUGAAGACAACCCACAAUAUGUCCUGUGAAUGAAUCAAAAUAAUUUUCAUUCCUUAUAUAUAGAGGUUUUGUAAGUUUGCACUGCCUCGGCCAUAUAUUAAAAGGUCAAUACCGUCAAAUGCCUUUUCGGAUUCUUUGGAUCUUAUGGUUAAUGAAAAAUUAACAAUAAUUUAGUUAAUAUAAGUAGCUGUUGUAUAUCUUCAAAGAUGUGAAUACAUUCGUGACAAAACAUCUCGUAACGCGACAGAUCGUAACUCCACAAACGGUAACGGACACUUCGUAACGGCGACAGGUCGUAACUAUACGUAUUCGUAACGAUAUAGUUCGUAACGUCAAAAUUGAAUUAUUCUCUUUAUUUUUGUUAACGUUGAAACCAACUUUCAUUACAGUUAAAAUAUUGACAUUACGUUUAUCAAUUUACCGAGCCAGGACCAGAAUAAUAAUUUUUAACACAUUUUGUAUUUCGUAAAGAAAUAUAUUUUUAAAAUUAUCUCUUAAAUUAAUAUAAUCUACUUAGUAAUGUAAAUUAUAUUAGUUAUAUUAAGUAUAAUAUACAUUAUUAUUAAUUUGUUUUUAUUUCUUUCAUUAUUUUUCACACUUAGUUUUACUACUUUAAAGUGAUCAUUCUAGAUAAAGAAUUCCUCAGUUGUCAUUAUUAACAAGAAUAUAUGCAAAAAUAUGUGUGAAAUAUAUUUAAAAAGCAGCGGUCUUAAAAAAAGUACCAUUACAUUUAUUAUAGGAAUAGAUACUAUACUAUAGAAAUACUAAAUUUGCUAAAAAAACUACUUAUACCGUUACGAAUAUGUAUAGUUACGAACUUAUGAAAUAUCGCCGUUACGAAUUUUCAGCGUUACGAAUUUUCGGCGUUACGAAUUGCCCGUUAUCAUUUGUCGAGUUACAAACUGUCGUCUUACGAGAUGUCGUGGAACCGAAUAAAUUAGUGUAAACAUAUAUGUAUUUAUAAAGACUCUGUGGGAGUGUAAAAAUUCUAGUCAGGUUAGAUAAGACCAAAAAUCCGUCCAUGGAUUUUAACACGACUUUGUUUACCGGGCCUUGAAACGAAAUUCUAAAAUAUUAAUAUUAGACCAAAAAUUUCAUAUUUUUCAUAAAUAUAAAAUACUUUUAAAAUAAUUCCACGUCUGCUUGGAAUACCUGAUAUGCCUAAUAUUAGGGAAAGUUGCAAUUUGUAAAUUAUUUGACGAAAAGAAAUUGUAACUCAUUUGCCAGCAAAGCCUGGAAAUGCAAAACAAGUUAAGUUCAACUGUAUGCAAAAAGUAGUUUUUAAAAAAUAUUUUUCUAAAAGCCUAAAAAAUAAUUUAUCAUUUUUUCGUUACAGUCAUGUUGCCAUAUGUUACUCGGAGGUUUCUAUUUCUUAUUUGUAUAAUGUAAUGGCAUUUUAACAUUCUUUCUAUGUGCCCGUACUACUCAAUAUUUAUCUAUUUACUUCUGUAGAUAUUUGGUUUAAAUAUAAACAUUAAGGCAAGAUAUCGUUUGUCUACUUUUGAAUUUCAUAUAUUUUUACUUCUUUCCUUUUUAUUUUAAAUUUUUACUACUUCCAAGGUACUUCUUUAUAAGUCUAGCUCCAUAAGUCUAGCUUAUUCAAAUUUUUCUUCUUGAUACUAUAACUACUUCAUCUGUGAACCCUAGGCAUCGAUGUCUUGUUUGAUACAUAUGUGGCACAUGAUAAAUAAUAGAGAUGAUAAGGAAUCGGCUGCUUGGUGACAAUUCUGCCAUUACUUCAUUUAUUUUGUCUAUGGUACAAAUCUUUCACUUGCUUCAAUUAUUCUUUCUACCUAAAUUCGCAGUUUUUCUACAGUAUUUUCUACCUCUAUUUUCGGUGAAAACAUAGUGCAGCGACAAGAUUAGAGACUAGCUUGAUAAGAUAACAACGCAGAACGGAAUGCAUCAAGAUGCUCCAGAAAUGGAGAAGAACAAAAAAGGGAAAAGUACAUUCACGAUUAAAAGAAGGAAACAGAAAUAGAUUGGACAUACUCUAAGGAACGACCAAAACAAUAUAACCAGAGGGGCACUUGAAUACCAACCAGACGGAAGAAGAAGAAGAGGUAGACCCGAUAUUAGCUGGAGAAGAACUGUAAGAAGAAAUCAUGAAAGAAUUAGCCUGAGAUGGAGAAAGGUCAAAUAGAGAGCAAGAAAUAGAGAGAAAGGGAAAAGAUUUGUGGAGGAAAUUUCGAGAGGAUAAAACAGAAGAGGAUGAGCUGGUUCAUCCAAUCAGCCAUCUUCCAUUUCUGGUUUAGAAACGCAAGAGUGCGCAAUACUCCAUAAGGAGGGAAGGCAGUAGAGAGAAAGCGAAAAAGAGAGAACACAAUGUAUCCAGAAGAAAAAAUUUGGAGCCUAAUUGAAAUAAUUAAAAGCCUUCUAAGAGAUGUUUAAAUAAGGAUCAAUUUAUAGGCAUGUUCGUCCUUCCUAGAAAAAGUUUCUCCAUUUAAAAAUAUACAAAUUUUUUUACACCAGCAAUAAAUAAAUUAUCAAGAAUGUUGUUGGUACAGGGUACGAUCAAGAAUUUGACAACUAACUGAACGUUUCUCUGUAUGACCUGUGACAAAUAAACAUUUAGAUAUAGUUACCAUAUGGGCUUUGUCACUACAGCAUCAUACUGGGUGUUCCACUUUUUAAACCUCAAUUUAAAUAAUAUUGCAGAAAGUUAGACGCAUCGCUACACUAGGUUUUUGUCUUUCGAAAUUACGUUUGUUAUUUUUGAGUAUUUGACAUUAGUAGACAGUUUAGAUGGUAAUGGGGAAACCUUUCUUACAACAAUUUUAACAGUGCUAAAAGUUGAAGGUACAGAGCUAUAAUUUAAUACCUUUUUGAUUACAGAUGAAACAUUUUUCUGCAUUAAAUUACUCUUUAGCAAAUUCCUCAUAAUUUUGGAUUCUGAUAAAAUUGAAUAGUUUGACAGUCGCUGUUUAUUUGAAUAAUUUCUCUUGUUGCCCUUUGUGGUUGGGUUUACCAAUAUUUAUUAUUAAUACUCUGUCAACACAAAAAACAGUCACAGUAUACUCUGACAAAGUAAAAAUCGAGGUGAAAUUUUGUGAAAAAUUAUUACUAAAUUAUUAAAUUGUUAAAUAUUAAAAAAUAUAAUUAUUAAGUCGUCUCCAGACAACAAAAAAAUUGUUCCAUCUUGCAAUAGUACCGUCAACUAUGAUGAAGAAGUGAUGAAAAAGCACAACGUAUUAGAAAACCAUGAGCUAGAAUUUCUUGAAAGCUAUAUUAUAACACCACCUGUAAAAGCCAUCCACCAAAAAGGAAACCACUCUCACCAGACCCACCAUCUCCUCAGUUGACACAAGUAUUUCAGUCUAGGCUGGACCAUCACAGAGGUCAGUAAAACACAGAUAAUUACUGCGCACAACUUCAACAAGUCAAGAUGAUAAUGUUUUUGACCAAAUAUUAAUUCCUGAGGGUAUAGAAAGUGAUUGAUAAUAAUUCAUCAUCCCAAAUUACAUCAGAUUCAGUAAAUCUGCUACUGGAUGUACAGGAUACUACAACAAGUCGGCACUGUUAAACAGCCGAUAUCGCAAGGAAAGCUUCUUUCAUCUGAAAUUUUACCUCAAGGUGAAAAACCCAGAACUUAUUUUUUUCUUAGCCAGGUCACUCAGAAGCUGAUUGCUAAGAAUACAAUAGCAAAAAAGACUGUUCCAAUUGCCAAUAUUGUUUCUAAGUUUCCAGUAGGAACUAGAAAUAAAGUUCAGAUCAUGACGUAUCAUUCCCGUUGGCAUAAUUAAUAAACUUGGAACAGUCCUUUUCACUAUUGUCUUUUUUAGAAUCAUUUCUUGCUUUCUAGUACUAGGCGUACCUCUGACUAAGAAAAAAAUAAGUUCCCGGUUUUGGACCACAAGGUGAAACUUUCGUCGGAAGAAUAUUUCUUUGGUAUAUCGGCUUUUUAGCACUAACAGUUCGUGGUAUCCUGGGUUUGGUUUUAUUUUUUUGUGGUUGGGUAAUUGACUUCAUACGUAUAACGGUAAGGGUAUAUCGAGUAGCAGAUUUAGUGAGGGCCAAUUUCGUUGUAGAUGUUAAUGCACCUGAUUGCAUGCGUGCAUUAGCUGAUGGAUUAUUAUAAAUCACAAUCGGCAUGCUUUCUAUACUUUCUGGCGUUAAUAUUUGGUGUGACCAUGUUAUCGUCAUAUUGAAGGUGUCAAAAACAUUAUCGUCUUAAAUUUUUGAAGUUGUACUGGUAGUUUGCUUGGCUUCUUCAGUAAUGAUCUGUGUUUUACUGUCGGUCUGUGAUUUUCCAGCCAUGACUGAAACUCUUGUUGCAACUGUGGAGAUUGUGUCUCUGAUCAGAAUGGAUUUAUUUUUUGAUACCUACACAAACAAUUGGUUGGAGAAAUACUCCACAUGGUGUUAUAAUCGUUUGUUGUUGAAUCUUUGCCUGACAAGAACGGUUAGCUCUCGAUCUUCUCAUAUGUUUGGAAGCCAUUGGUUGCUGUUCUUUCUCGCUGUGCUUUUUAAUAUUGUGUAUCACAAAUAUCUUACCAUAAUCAACAUCAAUGAUGGUACUAACGGAAGAUGGUCAAAUUUUGUGUUUCCUAGAGCAGAUUUAAUAUUUUUUUCAGACAAAAUAACUGGCUUGGUCUUUGAUUUUUACUUUGUCAGAGUUUCAGUAACUGUUUCUUGUCGAGUAAAUUCGCUUUUUACAUCUAAAAGUCAAACAACUUGCAACUAACAGUCGAAUUGUUGUCUUUUUCGGUAUAAUCUUUCGACGACGAAACAUCAUAUUCAAGGAGGUGGGAAUUUUGUCCAAUGGUUCCAAGUGAUUUGAUAGACUUUCAGGUGUAAAUAGAAAAUGUACUCCACAAGAAACAGAUACUGAAACUGUGACAAAGCAAAAAUCAAAGUACAAGCCAGUUAUCCUGUCUGCAAAAUUAUUAAACCGGCCCCAGAAAACACAAAAUUGUACCAUCUUCCGAUAGUACCGCCAUUGAUGGUGAUUAUGUAAAGACGUUCGUCAUACAUAAUAUUAAGAAGCACAGCAAGAAGGAACAACCACCAGUCGCUUCCAAACAUAUUAGAAGAUCGACAGCUAAACCUUCUUGCCAGGCGAAGAUUUUACAAUAAACGAUUAUGAUACCAUCUGAAGAAGUUCUCCAACCAACUGUUUGUUUAUCAAAAAAGUUAACCCUUCUCAUCAGAGCCACCAUCUCGACAAAUGCUGCAAGAGUUUCAGUCGAUGCUGGACUAUCACAGAUUGUCAGUAAAACACAGAUCAUUACUGGUGGUGCGAAGCCAACUAUCAGUACAGCUUCAACAAGCCAAGAUGGUGGUGAUUUGGAUAAGCUCAAUAUGCCGAUAAUAUUGUCAGACCAAAUAUUAAUUCCAGAGAGUAUAGAAGGAAUGCCUGUUGUGAUGUAUGAUAAUGCAUCAGCUGAUGAACCUACGCAAUUUGGUACAUUGACAUCUAAAACGAAAUUAGCUUUCAGUAAAUCUGCUUCUGUAAAUACCUGUACCCUCAUACAUAAAAAGAAAAUAACCCAACCACAAAAAUUAUAACUAAGCCCAGCAUAUUAUCAACUGCUACUGUUAAACAGCCGAUGUAUCUAGGAAAGGUUCUUCCGGCGAAAAUUUUACCUAACGAUGCAAAUCUGGAACUUAUUUUUUUCUUAACCAAGGAACCGCCUAGUAUUACGAAGCAAGAAUUGAUUCAAAAGAAGCCAAUAGUGAAAAGGGCUGUUCCAAUUGCCAAUAUUGUACCUCCAACUUCUCGCACUGUUAAAACUGUUGUAAGAAAGGUUUCUCCAUCUACGUUUGUUGUAUUUUGAUACAUUUUUCUGUACCUGUAAGUGCAAUUGGUCUAUAAUUACAAUGAGAAGUUUUACUUUUACUGAAAUAUUUUCAAAACACUAUAAAAAAAUUCAACUUUCCUUAAUUGUGAAUUAAACAAAGUAUGCUUACCUAACAGAUUUUUCAUCUAUUAGACGAUAGAGACAACCGCUACAUUCAUAAACUCUGUGUGUAUGUUGGAAUAAAAUAUUGUUCUCUCUCAAGUGUGGCCCUUUUGCAAACCUAAUUACAAGGUUUGCCUGUGUAGCCAAAGUAAGCCAAAGCCGUGUGAAUUUCUUGCAGACAUAAUUACAACUUUUUUCUCUGAUUAUAAAUUUUCAGAAGUGAGUGUGUAGCUAAAGCAGUUGUGAGUGGUCAUAAAUCGACAUAAAAAUCCAAAAGCCUCCAUUUUGAUGUAAAACCACAAAACCAAAGAGUUGACAGUAUUUUCUGGAGAACUGGUAGUCACAAAUGUGUAAGAUGCACAUAAACAUAAUAUCACGGAUACUAUAAAACAUAAAGUCAAUGUAAAUUUUUCAUUCAGUCUUCAUGGAAGAGAUUUUUGAUUCAGAAGUGAAAGAAUAUAAUAAUCUUCUGUGUGAGUCUGCAUCUGUCCAAACUCACAUCUGUUAGUCUCUCAAGGAUUUGUUCCUGGCAUAAAAGAUGUUAUAUUUAUAGAGGAUGCUUUAGUCUCUCAAGGAUUUGUUCCUGGCAUAAAAGAUGUUAUAUUUAUAGAGGAUGCUUUAGUGAUAUACUUUUUGGCCUAUAUUUUCACUGUUUUGAUUUUCAUGUGCCUUUCUACAUAUAGAUUAUCGUGAAGUCUAUACCAAAGACCAUUAUUGUAUUCUAAUGGUAGAUUUUUAAUGAUUAAUGGUAUUCUUAAAACGGAAUACCUAACUCAAUGUUAGAAAUAUUGCAGACUAUAUCUUUUGGAAAAAUAUUUUAACACAUAACGCAUUAAGGUUAGAAAAUAUAUGUACUUAUCUUUAGUCAAUAUAUUUAAAUAUAUUCUUAUAAUAAGUUAUUUUUAAAUAUUAGUUCAAUAGUUUUUACUGUAAAAACCUAUUUGUUAUUCUUUAUUCUUUACUUAAAUAUUUUCUACUAAGAAUAAGAUAUCAUAAUAUAACCAAGUUAAUUAAAUAUUUCAAAAAUA
This is a messenger RNA of Diabrotica virgifera virgifera (western corn rootworm), 13054 nucleotides long. Its product is annotated as RNA-binding protein 24-B-like. Lineage: Eukaryota; Metazoa; Arthropoda; Insecta; Coleoptera; Chrysomelidae. Gene Ontology annotation, cellular component: cytosol. The record is from RefSeq and is a predicted model, not a curated record. The transcript is spliced from 5 exons. Gene Ontology annotation, molecular function: RNA binding. The coding region runs from base 235 to 1260 and encodes 341 amino acids.